Molecule: messenger RNA, 4571 nt
Organism: Neodiprion virginianus
Lineage: Eukaryota; Metazoa; Arthropoda; Insecta; Hymenoptera; Diprionidae
Exons: 4
Coding region: 668-1564 (298 amino acids)
Source: RefSeq, a predicted model, not a curated record
UGUCAUGGCGGCAGACCUGCUGGCGUCUCGAGGUGCGUUACGGAAAAAGAGAGAGGGAGAAAAAGAGAGAGGCGGCGAGUGUCUCGCAUAUUCGGAGGGGCUCCCGAGUCCUCACAGUCGAAAGGGUCGUCUCGGCGUUCAGGCAGAUCCAGUCGAGCCGCGGGCGUUGCUGGAUGUCGCGUAGAGUCCGAGGAGUCGCGUGAAGUUAGGCGAGGUCGCCUGCGUCGACGGGUAACGAGAACGAGUAAAUAAACAAUCGACGAACGGCCGCGCUAUCCUCGGUCGAACCGCGCGCCACGAACUAACACACGGCGAUAGUUAGUCACCUCGGCGAUAGGAAUUAACUCCGCCGGUUGACACCGCUCACCGUGGAUGUGGGAUCGAUUUGCUUCACGUCAAGUUGGCACGGCUCACCCACACGCGCCGAUCAAAGUGUGAAUUCAGUGCGCUGAUCCCCCGGCGUCUCGCCUCCUCAUCGAGCACCGUGCAACGUCGCCUUUCAAUUCCACUCUUACGAUUAGUGACAAUGUGCUUGUGACGAGAGGCCGAAAUUCCGCGGUGGAAAAUCAGGGACGGUUUAGCCGUUUGUGAUUUGUUCGGGGAAACGAGUGGCCGAUUUUAACAGUCGGGGAAAAAACAAAAGACGACGGAGAAACGAGAAGACGAUAUGAGGGACACAAACGAUAUGAUGGACGACGUAAUUUGCGAGGACACGAUGAUGGAAUGUAGCGGCGCGGACGGCGGAGGCCUGGAGGACCUUGUCAACCUUGCAUCGGAUAUCGCAGACGCAGCCCCAAGUAUACGAGACGCGGCCGAGCGUCUGCUGACCCUGCUGGGCGUUGACGAGGACGACGAGGCCUCGUCGUCGGAGGACGAGGGUGUGGAGGUCGACCUGGAGGACAGCGACGGAGAUGAGCCGCAGGACACGCGUCUGUUGCACCAGCUCGCGGCAUCGCUGGCGCAGGAGCUGAAGUACGCGAAGCAGAACAGUUCUAACAGCAAACUAGCGCUGCAGAGCCAAGGGGCAUGCAGCGAGGUUCAGGGUAAGAACGGGACGACUUCGAGCAUGGAUUUCGGCCCCGAAACGACGCGGGAGUACAGCUCGAUUAGCUUCGAGAGGCGCGGAAGUUCGGCUCCGUUCUGCCAUAGCGAGGAGUCCCGUCUUUCCCGACACCUGCAGCACCGUCUGCACGAGCAGCUGCCGCCCCCGCCCCCCUACCAAUGCACCAGGGUGAACGCGCUGCCCCAACCUAACGAGGGGCGGGGGAAGUUCGAAUUCGUCGCGAGGGCCCAAAACCACGCGGAAAUGCCACCCGCCUACCCCUCGUUCGGCUCCUGCGCCAUGAUCGAGGACCCCGAGGGGCCCCGGCUGACGGACCCCGACUCGUGGGGCGUCGGGUGGGAGGCUUGCGCCUCCGAGGCCCUCCGAUACCUCGUGGAGGACGAGGGCCUUCCACCCCACCACCCCACCGUCGUCGCCAUGAAAAAUCACCUCGAUCUGCAGAGAGGGCGGGUCCUUUCUCAGUUCGUUGCCUGCUGCAAAUUCGGGUCGACGACUCGGUGAUACGGCGAUCGGGCGGGAGUAGAAAUUUUGAAAGAUCUGCAGAAAACUGGACGGUCACUAUGUCGAAUUAUCAAUGACGAGGAAAUUUAUUUAAGAUCAUCUUGAUUGAAUUUAGAAAGGUCUGAGUAUAAGAAUCCAAACACAGAUUUGUCGAAAUAAGUGAAAAUAUAUUUGGCACGUUUCGUGGGAAGGAGACAACUAUUAGGAAGGAGAAAAAGAAUGAAUAUGUACCGUGCCAAAAUGUAAAAUUGUUUGUAAAAUUUUGAUGAUUCUAUGGUUUGGUUUUUUCCACAAUUUACCUUGUACAUAUUGACUUUUCGCUUUUUUGAAAGUUCGAUGUCGUGAUUCUUUUAUUUUUUAAUCUUUCUACAUUUUUAACCCCUGUACUCCUACAGCGAUGAGCUAAUUUAGACGAAUCGAGGUGCCAUUCACUUAAGGAGGUUAUUAAUUUAACAGUGAAAAUUAAACUGCCCAUCAAAGUAACUUGAAUGAGUGAAAUUUUUUUUGAAACAACGUGAAAUCAAUCGAAGUAUGUAACUAAAAUCAUUGUACCCAAGUCAGUUGAAAUCGCGAGGUCAGCGUCAAGGAAGUGAAGGAAACUCAUUCGAUAAGGAGGAAACUAAUGAAAAUUACUCGAAACGAAUGUCAACGAGGUGAAAGUAUUUAUUUGAUUUCCACGUAAAUGGCCCCUCGCGACCGAACGUUUCCUUCAUCGGUUCAAGCUGGAAUCAAAUUAAUUACGCAAAUAGAAGCGCUUGCGGCCCAGGUGAGGCGAAAGCUUUGUAACGAAGUUUGAAAACUCGCGUUGAGGUUUUUCUCGACGAAAUGGAAAACUGCCGAUAACUGUAGACAGCUCGAGCGAAACUUCGUAAAUGUAUGACGGAAAAAUUACGGGAAACGAAUCUCGCCCAACGAAGUCGGGCAGAAGCCUAGGCUUUACGUAGGCAAAUUUAUUGCGCUGAUCCGUUGAGAUUAUCGCGUUGAUCGUUCGUCGUCGAUUGAUUUAAUGAUCUAGACGUAAUUUCAAUUCGUUUUAUUUUCCUCGUUGCCAACGGGAUGCCGAUGAAACGUUGAUUUGCUUUAUUACAUUCGGUGACAUUUUGCAAUUCCGCAAAAUUGACGUUAUCGUAGGUUUUUCUUCUCACUUUGCGGAGUUACGAGGAUUUUGUAAAGGUUCGCGAAUUGAAAGAGAAAAAAAACGUAAACGUAAAAACUUGAAUAGUUUAGACAAGUCGAAUUCUUUUAAAUCAGGAUUAUAGGAAGGACGUAGUCGAGACAAUUUUGGGAGUUGCGCUGCUGUUGUUUUUAUCUUUUCAUUCCCACGACAGGAGAAAAGACUUGAAACACUUUAUCUGCACCAUUCUCGACUCCGCCUUUCCUCAAAGGUUAACCGAGAUUUUUUCCUGCGAAGUUAUCUUCAAAGCAGGACGCGAGGCUUGAUCUUUAGCUCUUGAUGAUUUCUUUUCGGCGAACGAAACGAACAAAAUCGGCCGCGUCCGUUAUUUUUUCGAUGGUGCAUAGAUACCGCGAAAGUUGACUGUUACAAUCGAUAAGACGGUAAUUCUGGGAGAGGUUGAAUUUCUCAUUUCUGUGCCAAUAAAGCAGCUUAUGUUCUUAGCUAAUUUUAACCCACACGGCGGUACAUAUCGGGAUCUGAACGAAAAAUGAUAUUUGUGAAUUUACAGUAAUUUAUGGAUAUGUAUAGGUAUUUUGUAGUUAGUGUACGGCGAUGUGCUUCAAUCCGCAAUUGUCGUAAAUAAUCGAGAUUCGCUUCCUCGUAUCAAUAAGCUGAUGCAUUAAGCUGGUGUUGGCCAAUCGAUGUAGUAAGAUAAGGUAUUAGCAAUGAAGCUGCGAAUUUUCUUAUGAAUCUAUAAUCGGUAGACGGAACAGCCGCGGCGGAUAAACUAUUUUUAUUUUUAUUUAUUUAUUAUCAUUAGUAGGAUUAUUCUCUUUUACUCUUUGCAAACUUAAAACCGACGAUGUUUAGGUUAGCAUAGUAACGGAUAAUUAACGAACGGAAAUUAUACGAUCGAUCGCAUCCCUUCUCGCAACAUUCGCGUCGGAGGAGAAAGUUGUAUAAUAAAUAUAUACUUGUAUACAACGCGCCUAUAUGUAUAUACGGUGUAUCCGACCAACGAAAGACCAAUUAUAGGAAAUUGGUGGUUCAUCACUUGUUGGUCGUGUUCAUAAAAAAAAAGAAAAAAGCAACACAAAAUAUAUACAUAAAUUACAAUAUUAAAGCCUUGUAAGCCUUAAGCGCUUAUUAUAUAGUUAAAAACAUUAAAAAAUGUCCUAGGAAAGUAACGAGAGUAGGCUAUGAUAAUUAUAUGUAAUAGAUAUGUCAUAUCUAUUACCAAUGCACAAUAUUAAACUAAUAUCCCCUAAACUAAUCAUAUAAAAUCCACUCAGCACUGCCAACGUUCUCAAGAUUCUUUCCAAAGAUCUUAGAUAUUUAUUGAACGGGGGAGCAACGUGUAAAAUUAGAAGUAUGAGCAGGAGAAAGAAAAAGCAAGAAAAUAAGAUGGAGGUGGGCGUAUUUCGGACCCUUGAAUCCCCUCAUCUUGUCACAGUUAUUUUACUUUGACCACGCAUACAUGCAUAGGGUACAUCGGACAUUUCGUUGUCAGAUCAACUUUAUACCCGUUUUCGGUGCUUUAGAAUCAAACAAUUGCAGCACCGAGCACCGGUGACUGGUUAAAUUGAGAUAAAAAAAAAAAGACACUUCGUAUAUCUGCUUAUUAAUACGACCGUAGUCGAAUAAAGAAAUCGCAGUUUUCCGAGGUGGAAUAAAAAUUGCUAGAAAUCUUGCGUAAAUUGAAGUCGAAAAAAGAUUGCGUAAAGACUUUUAUUGUGAGUCGCGUUUAUACCUCGUCGUGCAGAGGCGAUUAUUGUAAAUAUGUAUUAUAUUGUUUUAACUUAUACAGUCGAUCCAUUGUUACUUUUACAAUAAAUCAUUUGUAGAUAGCAUUUGACCAGUAUAAUAAACGACCAUUAAAUUAACAAAGUA